Messenger RNA from Diaporthe amygdali, 495 nucleotides. RefSeq lists its product as uncharacterized. The transcript has 2 exons. Lineage: Eukaryota; Fungi; Ascomycota; Sordariomycetes; Diaporthales; Diaporthaceae. Bases 1 to 495 code for a protein of 164 amino acids. The record is from RefSeq and is a predicted model, not a curated record. Gene Ontology annotation, cellular component: membrane.
AUGGCUCUCGGCUUCGUCCCCAUCGCCCACAUCGUGGCUGUUGUCUUCAGCAUAAUAGAACUCGGUCUGACAGGCUACGUUGUCAGCCUUUACGACGGCACCUACAACAAUGGCUAUUACUGGACUGGAAGCUGGUCGCCUGAUCGCGUCAACUUCAUGCUGUUCAACUCAAUCUGGUCACUGCUCGUCCUAGCAUACAUCGGCAUCACACCCCUCUACCUCACCAGCAUCUUCCACAAGCUCGCUGCUCUGGCUCUGGAGGCUAUCACGAUGAUCUUCUGGUUCGCCGGCUCCGUCGCCCUGGCUGUCUUUAUUGGUGUGCCCAGGUGUCACGGAAACAGCUGGUGUGGAUCGCUGCAGGCCGCUGUCGCGUUUGGUUUCUUCCUGUGGGCCAUCUUCCUCUUCCUCAUGGUUCUUGACACCAUCGAGGCCAUGCGGUCCCGCCGCCACUCCACCAAAACCCACAACCACACCAAACCCUACGCGGGCGCUUAA